UUUGAUUUAAUAAAAGUACUAAUUGAUCCAGUUCGCGUUUUUGCUGAUUAAUAAACAAUUGCAAGAUUAGAAUAUAAACAUCGAACGUAGCUAACUCAACAAACACAAUUUCUUUCGAUUUUGUUUAGCCUCAAGCUUGGUGUGUAAAAUUUGUAUGUUUUGCCUGUAGGCCGGUCUUUAAAGUUGAAACUGCCUGAGUGUGCCGAAAGGGUCCCCGAGUUUUUAUGAAGAGCCUGGGGGCCCUAGAACCAGGUUCAAGUUCAAUACUCAGCAGUAACGCCUGGAAGGCUUGGUGAGAUCCUGCCUGGAGCCUGACAGUGCUUGGUAUUUCUACUAGUACCGGUCUGCCUAAACCUCAGCAUUGCUCUCUAGUCUAUAUCAUUAGUGAGCAUCAAACCAGCAUAUUGAAGUAAACCUGUUAGUUUUGUUAAAAAUGUUUUGAGAAAAGAUUAGGUUUGAGAAAUCAAGGUUCGCCCAAGAUGACUCGUGCUUGCUGCUGCUCGCUGUGCUCAGGCCGUAGUGGUCUGUUCAUGACGGGAUCAAUAUCCCUCGUCGGUUGUAUGUGUGUACUGCUACCAUGUGUUUAUUGUAUGGUUCGGGAGGAAGGAUGGAAUAUGCUCCGAGAUUGGUUAAACUCCUGGUUGGUCCGAAACCACUGGGACGUGGAGGUGACACAGUCUGUAUGGAGAGGGUUGGAUUGGAUUGAUGAACACUACAGGAUCCUAUUAGCAGGAUUGGUAUCCGCUGCUGCCUUACAUCUACUCUCUACACUUCUCCUUCUACUGGGAUCUAUGCUUUAUAAGCGGUGUCUCCUUGUUCCCUGGCUGAUAACAGACCUCAUAAUAAUUUUAUCCAUGGGCCUUGUUUUUACAUCAUGGACAUUUCUUUCAUUUUUUGUCGAUCUUCUGAUCGCUAUCGUCUUUCCCGUUAUCGCCGGACUAGUCAUGGGCUUUUGGAUUUUACUAUGGAGAAAUACUCAGUUUAUGUACAGUCGGAAUCUAAUACCGGAGAAGCUUGCCCGGAGAACAACCUUAGAACCCAUCAUUAAAGGAGAAUACCAAAGCGUUCCAAAUGAUUUAACUCCAAAAAUGCAAGCUCACAAACAAACGCACAAACAAACCAGAAGAUUAAAUAAUCAAACAUUGAAGCAUAUUUCGUAAUAAAAGUAUAAAGAUUUUGA
This is a messenger RNA of Eurytemora carolleeae, 1180 nucleotides long. RefSeq lists its product as uncharacterized. The record is from RefSeq and is a predicted model, not a curated record. The transcript is spliced from 3 exons. NCBI's taxonomy places the organism in Eukaryota, Metazoa, Arthropoda, Copepoda, Calanoida, Temoridae. The coding region runs from base 480 to 1160 and encodes 226 amino acids.